UACCCCAGCAGUUAAAACAAAAGUGAAAGCGUACAGUCGGGGUGGAAACAAGUGACCACCUUUUACCAGCACAACGGAAAAGAAUUAUUCUUCAUAAGACGAGUCUUUAAACGACAGACAUGGAAGUGUUUACUGUCCGAGCAUCUCUGUUAACUCUUCUGCUGUAUCCACACAUAAUCAUAACAUGGACAGAUUACCAUACAGUAAAUAUUCUGGCCUACACAAGGGUGAUGAGAAACGGGUCCAUAGAUCAGACAGUGGUUGUUUUGGUGAACGACGCCGCAUUUGCACACUUUGACAAAGCGAACAACACAUUUGCCUUAAAUCCCACUGCAAGUGCUGGGUUUUCAGUUCUGGAGAAGCGAGAGAGCAUUUUCUGCCUUGGAGAGGUGAAUAAGGGAUUUUAUCGACAAACCGAAUACCUGGAGAAACUUCGAAAAGAAACAAAAUCCUCAAAGACACUUUUUGUCCGCCCUUCAGUCAAUAUGUAUGCUGAGUUUCCUGAAGAAGAAGGAAAAGCAAAUGUCCUUUACUGCUAUGCUACCGGGUUUUACCCUGGUGACAUUGAUAUAAGAUUUUUCCUAAAUGGCCAAAAAUCCACUGCAAGACUAGAGACAUCUGACCUUAUGUAUGGGGAAGACUGGACCUUCAGAGUCUUCAAGUAUAUGAAGAUCACCCCACAGACUGGACACGAGUACACAUGUGAAGUCAGACACAGCAGCAUGUCUGAUCCCAAAAUCACAGCGUGGAGACCAGAGUUUACAUCAUCGACGUCACAUCCAUACUGGGCUUAUACAACGGCUUUCGGGGUCAUGUUGGGCGUCGGAACAUCUAUCCUGAUUUUGAGAAGAAAACAUCACUCUCAACUGUAA
This is a messenger RNA of Danio aesculapii, 872 nucleotides long. RefSeq lists its product as uncharacterized. NCBI's taxonomy places the organism in Eukaryota, Metazoa, Chordata, Actinopteri, Cypriniformes, Danionidae. Gene Ontology annotation, cellular component: MHC class II protein complex; MHC class I protein complex. The record is from RefSeq and is a predicted model, not a curated record. The transcript is spliced from 4 exons. Gene Ontology annotation, biological process: peptide antigen assembly with MHC class II protein complex; antigen processing and presentation of exogenous peptide antigen via MHC class II; immunoglobulin production involved in immunoglobulin-mediated immune response. Bases 120 to 872 code for a protein of 250 amino acids. Gene Ontology annotation, molecular function: MHC class II protein complex binding.